AUGGCGACAACCGCAGUAUCCUCUCAACCGUCGAAGGUCGCGGUGUCUACCUCCCUUGAGAACUCCGGCAUUGACACUGGCACUGGCACCCCGACCGGGACUCCCUCACGAACACCCGUAUCAGUCUCCGCGAAACAACAAGGUGAAGUACACGUCUUUGGUAUCCUACAGCAUACCGGCCCGCCCGUGGAAGAUGACGUUCCUGGUCUCUACAGAGACGGGCGCGUCCGCAAUCCUGUCCCCAGCAAGCUUAAGGGCAGGACAGAUUCCAGAAAAGGGAAUUUCGGGGUCAUGCAUAUAGAUCUCCCUACGACCAACGAAACUCAGGAUCGUGAUGCGGCAGCCAAGCGCACGAGCGAAGGAACCCAGUUGGCGGCGAAACUGGCCCAAACAGAUCGCUAUGUUGCCUUCAAACGCAGCAAGUAUGCCUACCAACCAGAAGAUCAAGCCGCGCUCAACCCGCCAAAGCACGAUGGAUACCAGCAGAGGACUUUGCCGCUCACCGUGGCCGAAACCAAAGCCGAGCAGGCUCGACUACUGGUUCUGUUGCGAAACCUGUCGCCUGCUCUUGUUGUGGAUCAAAUAUGCAAGGCGCUGGCCUUCUUCGGCGGGGUUUCCGAUGCGCAGCCUUCAGUCGACGAAGAUUUCCCACAUAGCGCAGAGGCGAACGGAUCCGGUUCUCUCUUUGUGGGCUGGUUGGCUGAAAUAUUCCCAGCCCUUGGUCAAGGGUCGAUCCCGAGUGCUCAGCACCCGCCGCUGAGACGUCCGCGAGGCCGGCCCAAAGGAAGUAAAAAUGCCAAGGGAAAGAAGGACAAACUUGCUAGGAAACGAUUUGGGUUUACUGUACCAUCGGCAAGUGCCACAGAAGAUGCUUGCGCCGGCGGUGAUUUAAGCAGGGAGUCCGUCGCGGACGAAAGCUGGAUUGAUGUUGAGGAUGGCAUCGCAGAGGAUGAUGGGGAAGGUCCAGAUGGGAAGCCCGUACCGAAUUUUAUGACUCCAUCUCACAACAGUAAAGCCAUGGUCGAUCAAAGUGCUUCUGGCAGUAUGCUAGGAGAGGCAGCUACAGUUACACCGACUCCAAAGCGGCGAGGACGACCCAAAGGCUCCAAAAACCGACCGAAAAACAAGACCAUGCUGAACGACGGCACCUUGAAUACUCGGGAUGUGUUCUUGAGCACAGCAACCGGUUCUAUCUCGAGUGCACAGUCAAGCCAUGUUGAGCCUGGACUGCCCAGCGUCAAGAAACGGAAACCUGGGCCAGGCCGUCCCAAGGGUUCCAAAAACCGGCCUAAGGAACCGGCACCUACAUCUGAUCAUGAUCCUCAAUCACUACCAGCGUCCACGAACAUCGAUCAUGGAGGAACAGAGGUACAUUUAGAUGCAGUGGAGGGUGCCUCUCAGCCGCCAUCAGCCAUUGAUCUUGUUCCCAUUGUGCAAACCGAGCAGCACCGGCAGCCGCCAAAAAGUACCAUUUUGCCCACGCCUGCCUACUCUGCACCAGAGCCUGUAAGUGAAGCCACUGCAGGAAAACCGAACGCCGGAGAAGGAGGCUCUCAAGGCAUCAAAAGGAAGUGGAAUGCCGCCAAUGGAGGAAGAACAACCGCGCCUGAUGCGACCCGGACUGCACUGGCCCCGAACCAAAGUCCACCCGAUGCUGUUGCUGCUUUUGCUUCACAUAGUGGCUCUCCACCACAGAUGACAGGAUAUCAUGACCCCCCCAACCAGGAUCAUGUGAACGUCUACCCACCAGCGAAGAGACAGAAGUUUCACGCAACACCUCGGCGAGAAUCCAAAUUGAACAGCCAACCUGGCCAGGCCACUCGGCCCGAGCCGCAUACGCGACAAAUAAAUGCCCCCGCGGAUCACCAUAGUGAUACCCUGGGUGGAACCGGUGGCAGCAACUUGCAGAGGCCCAGGAACCAAGUGAGUGUCUCUGCGAGUCCAUCUACGCUCCAACAGGCCUCCAACACCCAACAAUCUCAUGUCGAACCGCCAAUCGAAUACAAACAUGCUGCAACACUAGCUACGGGCCAACAGGCUGAAACACCAAAAGUGGACGAGUCCUAUACCAUGAACGUGCCAGGAAGAACAGCACAAGGCAUUUAUAAACAGGUUCGGCCUGCUCAGUCACAGUACGGACAGCAACAGCAACAGCAACAGCAACAGCAACAGCAACAGCAACAGCAACAGCAACAGCAACAGCAACAGCAACACCAGCACCAGCACCAGCAGCAGCAGCAGCAGCAACAACAACGGCAUCUGCAUCAGCACCAGCAGCACCAGCAAAAACAACGCCAUCAACAACUGCGCCAUCAGUCCCACCAUCAAAAGCCGCAACAAUCCGCUUUACAAGAUCGGUCGAAUGUUAGCCCGCAUCGCCUUCCCACCCCAAACGCUGGCCAAGCAACGCCGGCAGCUGGACAUGAUGGAAACUCCUACAUCACAUCCACUGGAGACGGCGACUAUAAUGGGUUGGCUAGUGUGCGUUCAUCGUUCGAUACGCAGAUGGUAGCACCUGCAACUGCACCAGAUGUCAAUUAUCGAAGCGCUACAUCGCGCUCCAUGCAGCACCACUCUCCCUCAUUUCAAGCACGACAAGCACACCAAUCCCAGAGCUCGGGCCUGCCGUCUUUCCAUGACUAUUCAGAAUCGAGCUUUCUCGAAAUUUCGGCACUUGACUCGGCUAGCCAAGCUAGCUUAAAUAUUAAUCCGACAUCGUACAACAUCAACGGCGGGAAUAUGCAGCGGGUCUCGCCCAACAUGAGCUCGUCCUAUCGCACAGACUCGGGCAUGGGCCAGACUUCAUUCGAUGGAAGCAUGUCAGAGUCUGCAAUACAGGAACGCAUGUAUCACACUCUCAGGCGAUAG
Messenger RNA from Colletotrichum higginsianum IMI 349063, 2868 nucleotides. RefSeq lists its product as uncharacterized. The transcript is spliced from 3 exons. The record is from RefSeq and is a predicted model, not a curated record. Lineage: Eukaryota; Fungi; Ascomycota; Sordariomycetes; Glomerellales; Glomerellaceae. Bases 1 to 2868 code for a protein of 955 amino acids.